UGUGGACGGUGAAAAGGCUCAGCAGAGCUCCGUAGUCAGUAGGCCUUGUAGUCACUUGGCAAGGAGCAACAAUGGGGCCUGCAUGCCUGAGAAAAUCCCCAUCUGCAAGAUGUCUGUGGCUGAGAUCAGGCCUGCUGAUGCUAUAAGUGCAUUUAUGUGGUUGUGAGAGAGAGAAGAGAAAAAGAGAGGACAAUAGAAAGAAGGAAAAGAGAUGAAGGGAGGGGAAGAGAUGCAGGGUGGUGAGCUGUGAGCAGAUCUGGAAUGCCAUUGUUAGAGCUCGCUGCUCUGUGUUGCAGAGAGGGACAGCUGCCUCUGAGGCCUGCUUGCUCAUGUGAGACAGGCAACCCAGUUCACCGUAAUUUUUCCCCCAUCUCCCCACAGGCAGACAGACAGGUGGUGCCUGAACUCAGCCAGCUGGGUGUAAAGGGAAGGAACUAGGAGGAAUUUGGGGAGUGGCAUUUUAAAGCUUCCUCUUUCCUCUCCUUACUCUCAAAGAAAAAAGGCCUAGCUAUAUUUGUCAAGGCAGAGCCAAAAGGCAGAGAGGGGAACUUUAGCUCUUGCUGCUAGAUGAUGUGCAGGCCUCAUAGUUAACCCUAGGGGCAGACCGAGAAAGCUGUUGUGUAGAUGCGACCUCAAAGGAGAAAUUACAAACCGUGCUGUUGGAACGGUGGAUGAAAGAUGAGGCGAGGCUGAAGAAUUGUACAGUCAUAGGACUGUGACGCAUGAAGAGGCAAUGGGUUAAGCGGUCCCUGUGCCCCCUUUGAAUGUCCGUCACUAUGGCAAAGCGUGAGACCGGCAGCACCAGCCCUGUGGUCAGGCAGAUAGACAAGCAGUUCCUGGUCUGCAGCAUUUGUUUGGACCAUUAUCACAACCCUAAGGUCCUGCCCUGCCUGCACACCUUCUGUGAGAGAUGCCUACAGAACUACAUCCCUCCUCAGUCUUUGACACUGUCCUGUCCAGUAUGCAGACAGACCUCUAUCUUGCCAGAGAAAGGUGUGGCAGCCCUGCAGAACAACUUCUUCAUCACAAACUUAAUGGAGGUGUUACAGCGAGACCCAGAGUGCAGCCGACCUGAGGCCUGUAAUGUUCUUGAGUCAGCAAGUGCAGCUACAGCUUGUCAGCCCCUCUCAUGCCCCAACCAUGAGGGCAAGGUGAUGGAGUUUUACUGCGAGUCAUGUGAAACUGCCAUGUGUCUGGAGUGCACAGAAGGAGAGCAUAGGGAACAUGUGACAGUUCCUCUGAGGGAUGUGCUAGAACAGCACAAGUCAGCGCUAAAAAAUCAGCUAGACGCUGUGCGCAACAGACUACCUCAGCUGACGGCUGCCAUUGAGCUUGUGAAUGAGAUCUCCAAGCAGCUUACUGAGCGGAAAAAUGAGGCAGUUACUGAAAUCAGUAACACUUUUGAUGAGCUGGAGAAGGCCUUACACCAACGCAAGACUGCUCUCAUUACUGAGGUGGAAAACAUCUGCAGCUCCAAGCAGAAGGUGCUUCAAGCCCAGCUGACCUCCUUGCUUCAGGGAAAAGAGAACAUUCAAAGCAGCUGCAACUUCACAGAGCAGGCCCUGAGCCAUGGCAGUGCCACUGAGGUCCUGUUGGUGCAGAAGCAGAUGGGUGAGCGUGUCAGUGCCCUGGCACGACACACCUUUCCCGAACAGCCCCACGAAAAUGGACAUUUGGAAUGUCAGGUAGAGACAGAUGGACUGAGGCGCUCCAUUCAGAACCUGGGAGUCCUGAUCACAACAGGGACUGUAGGCCAUACUAGUGUCGCCACUGGUGAAGGCUUGCGACAUGCACUGGUCGGCCAGCACACCACUGUCACAGUCACUACGAAAGACAAGGAUGGAGAACUAGUGAAGACUGGUAAUGCUGCUCUGAGGGCAGAGAUUUUCUCUGCAGAUGGAGCGUGCACUGAAGCUGAGGUGGUGGACAACAAGAAUGGCACCUAUGAGGUUGGAUAUACCCUCCGCUCAGAGGGAGAAUUCACCUUCUCUUUGCUGCUAUAUGAACAGCCUGUGAGGGGGAGUCCGUUCCGUUUGCGUGCCGUCAAGCCUUCAGAUGUCCUGCAGUCACCAGACGACGUGAAGAGAAGAGUGAAGUCUCCGAGUGGAGGAGGAGGUCAUGUUCGACAGAAGGCUGUACGCAGACCCUCCAGCAUGUACAGCACCACCAAGAAAAAGGAAAACCCAAUAGAGGAUGAGCUGAUCUACAGAGUGGGAACAAGAGGACGAGAUAAAGGAGAAUUCACUAAUCUACAAGGCAUCUCCACCUCCAGCAAUGGAAGGAUUGUGGUGGCAGACAGCAACAAUCAGUGUAUACAGGUAUUCUCAAAUGAUGGCCAGUUUAAGAUGAGGUUUGGGGUCAGAGGUCGCUCACCAGGGCAGUUGCAGCGCCCCACAGGGGUCACAGUGGACAUGAAUGGUGACAUUAUUGUAGCUGAUUACGACAACAGAUGGAUUAGCAUCUUCUCCUCAGAUGGCAAGUUCAAGAAUAAAAUUGGUGCUGGAAGAUUGAUGGGACCCAAAGGUGUGGCUGUGGAUAAGAAUGGACAUAUCAUCACAGUUGAUAAUAAGGCAUGCUGUGUCUUCAUUUUCCAAUCAAAUGGGAAGCUGGUGACAAAGUUUGGAGCCAGGGGAACAUCAGACAGACACUUUGCAGAAAAAAGUGGUGCAAACAUUGCACUGGAACAAAAGCUUAGUAAAUCUGGCCCUGUUUUCAGUCCUCACUUUGUGGCCGUAAAUAACAAAAAUGAGAUUGUGGUUACUGACUUUCAUAACCAUUCAGUCAAGGUGUACAAUGCAGAUGGAGAGUUCCUGUUUAAAUUUGGCUCCCAUGGGGAGGGGAACGGCCAGUUCAAUGCUCCAACAGGCGUGGCUGUGGAUGCCAAUGGAAAUAUCAUUGUUGCCGAUUGGGGCAACAGUCGGAUCCAGGUGUUUGACAGCUCAGGGUCCUUCCUGUCCUACAUCAAUACAUCAGCGGACCCCCUUUAUGGCCCCCAGGGCCUGGCCCUCACAUCUGAUGGUCAUGUGGCAGUGGCGGAUUCUGGGAACCACUGCUUCAAGGUCUACCGCUACCUGCAGUAGAGACCGGAGACAGCCAUCUUCACCACUGCAAGCACUGACAACGACACAACACAAUGUAUUCCACAGGGUGCAAUGACCUUUCCAAUCCAGCCUUUUGAUGUGCACAUCAGCUGAUCUACUGGAUAUAAUUAACUGUCUGAUCCGUUUACCCUCCUUAACAUGUGUAUUGAAGGUUGUUUUUAAAGUUGGAUAAUGUAGCAUCCUUGGGACAAGUAAUGGACAUAAAGCUCUGGACUGGUUUUAUGGAACGUGCAAAAACAUUGUUGUAUGCUCUCGAUGGUAUUAUUAAACCACACUUUAUGUGAGACCGGACAGGGUAGGAUAUUGACUGAAGUAUUUAAUGAGCCAUAACUUGUCCAAUGCAUGACAUUUUAUUUUAUCUUACGGCCUAGGAAACAACACAGUGUACCCACCACUUGCUUUUCUCAUAAACUAGUUAAUGCUUACAGUGAAACUAACCGCUACGCUUCUCCAGCAAUGAAAUGUAAAAUUCUUCAUUUUCUGACAUCUCACAUAAAAAUGAGAGAGAGUCACCACCAUCUGUGCAUUGAUUUGCUGUAUGUACUGUAUAUACAUAAAUGUAUAUUGUGUAUAUUAGAUCACUCCGUAUGUAUGUGCUAUGAUUUUGAAACACAAAGCCUUUUGGCAAAUCAGAGAGCAGCAGUCAAGGAUUCCAGGAUUUAAAUGUGGUGUAUAUGGCAGCUGUUUCAAAGUGUGCUUUUUAAACAUUCUCAGCACAUGCUUAAAAGAAGAGUGUCAUAUUUAUUUCUAAUGUAAGCAGCACAAUAAUCUUUUUUGUUAAUAUCUGUUGUUUUAAAAGGAAAAAAAAAGAAAAAAAAUGGUAAUUUAUUUUAUUUUAUACACUAGCUCAGCAUUUACAAAUUAUUUUUCUAAAUUGAUGUGCUUAUUCUUCUUUAGAGCUUCAAACUUUACCCCUUUCCCUUAAAGGGAAAUUUCACCUUAAAGCAGAAUUCAGUAUCCCCCCCACAUCUGGAAAACUUUAAUUAGUGUUUGUGCACAUGAGCAGCUCUUUUUCAAAGCAACAAACCCAUCUUUUGUUUUAAUUUAGGAUGCCAUCAAAAACGAAAGUCUUAUAUGUUUUCUGUUCAGAAUUAAUGGCUAAUGGUAUGGGCAAUAGAAAGAUUGUUUUGCCUUUAACAAUUAUAAAGCUUUAUCAUUCAUUGAAGUGCUAACACUUACAAACCAGAAAGAACACACAUAUCUCAGGAAAUCUAGCUAAAUUAGAUCAUCAUGUCAAUGGAACAACUUUAAAUAUUUGUUAUUUAUUUUGAUGAUCCGAUUUUUAGGGAGAUGUUGGGAGCUUUGUGAGAAAACUGUUAAUUUGUGCAAAUGUAGUCUGGAUUCAUGACCACAGAAAUGAUCGGGAUGGAAUAUGAAUUCUGUUUUACAGUGGGUUUUUUUUCUCCUUUUUUUGGCGUUCACAUAAAAAAUGAUGAAAUGAUCUAUAGUCUGUUAGAUGAUGUUUGCCAGCAAACUCAUCCAUGCUUUAGAGUACACUCGCCUCUGAUACUGUUGUAAGCCAUCUAACAAAACGCUGUUAGAUCUGAGUUUCUGUCUGCACUACUGUACAUCAAGCCAUGACUUCCAAGACCUGUACAAGUAGAGCUGUUGCUGCUCUUGCUCCCCCCAGUGUCCAUUCUGUGUAAAGUCAUAAGAAAACCUGUUGCCACAGCAGAAGAGAGACCAGGUGCAGGAAGAAGGCAGCUUCCUGGUCUGACAUUAUUACCCACAGCACUGUGCUAAACACCAAAACACAAUUACCCUCCCCAGUGAAGAGAUUUUCUAAGCUACAGGAUAUUACACUAUCUCACCAGUUUAGUAAACCAGGAAGCUAUUUUUCAUGCACCUAAUCUGUUGUUUGACUUGUUGCCAAACAGAAGCCCAGACAUCUUUAAAGAGUCAAGGCUUUCCUUUUUCAGAUGUGUCUGAAGCAUUUACCCUACGCUGUGUCACACCAAUACAAACAAUUUUGUUUUCUCUAUGAAUAUGCACUGGUAAUAAAAGCACAUGGUUUACUGAGUUGUUGUAUAUGCAUUAUGAUCACUUACUAUGC
This is a messenger RNA of Epinephelus fuscoguttatus (brown-marbled grouper), 5154 nucleotides long. RefSeq names its product tripartite motif-containing protein 3-like. The coding region runs from base 765 to 3080 and encodes 771 amino acids. Gene Ontology annotation, molecular function: ubiquitin protein ligase activity; zinc ion binding; protein binding. The record is from RefSeq and is a predicted model, not a curated record. NCBI's taxonomy places the organism in Eukaryota, Metazoa, Chordata, Actinopteri, Perciformes, Serranidae. The transcript has 13 exons. Gene Ontology annotation, biological process: negative regulation of translation; protein polyubiquitination; proteasome-mediated ubiquitin-dependent protein catabolic process.